Messenger RNA from Hippoglossus stenolepis (Pacific halibut), 7193 nucleotides. Its product is annotated as potassium/sodium hyperpolarization-activated cyclic nucleotide-gated channel 2. The transcript has 9 exons. The record is from RefSeq and is a predicted model, not a curated record. Gene Ontology annotation, cellular component: membrane. Bases 1351 to 5829 code for a protein of 1492 amino acids. Lineage: Eukaryota; Metazoa; Chordata; Actinopteri; Pleuronectiformes; Pleuronectidae. Gene Ontology annotation, biological process: monoatomic ion transport; transmembrane transport. Gene Ontology annotation, molecular function: monoatomic ion channel activity.
UAAUAUUUCUUUUGCAUGCGCCGCUCGUCUCUGUGGUCGUGUGCGCUCCAGCUCCGAGCGCCGAAGUGGAUUUAAACUGGACCUCGGCGGCGCCGGAGCAGCCCGCGCCUUGAACCGCUCAACAAGUUGUUUUAUUUUGUCGAAGCGGAGGUUUGGAUUCGUCCGAGCGCACCUCGCCUCGGAGCGGCUUGUUUCACUGAAGUGUGGCGCCGAUGUGUGUGCUUCGGAAGAGGGAAGGACACCGCCGUCUCCCUGUGGUCUGGGCACAAUGUCAUUGUAAAGUCGCCAGAAGUGGGAGUAAUGGCAGCGGCUGCUCGUGAGCCGACGGGAGGUUUCGUGCGUCAGGCUCUGAGCACCUGACCAACUUCCCCCCGGCUUCGUUUCGGGAGAGUCGCCCUCGCUGUGCCGUGGAGCCACCGGGGUCUCCUCCGGCUGUCUGAGCGCCUCAGUCACGGGUGGGCAACAUCCCGGCGCGCCUUCCAUUCCGCUCGGACAACCGGGAGCGACAUCCAGGGAUCCAGUGGAAAACAUCGGCUUGAUCCGUGACUUGUUUCUCGGCCGAAUUCUUGUUCUAACGUGUGCGUGUUUUUGUGGUUGAGGACAGUGUGCGUGUCAGGGUGGAUCAGUGCGCCUCGGAGUGUGAGCGCCGGAUGAUGUGCGUCCCUUCUGUCCAGUAACCACCGGUCCCUCCUGAUCGAGGAUCAAGUGUCCUUGUCAUCCAUCCGCCGGUGGAUGUUCCUCACUCUGCCACCUUACAUCUCACCCCCCCUCCCCCCUCCCCCCUUACAUAAGGAUAUAUGGUGAAAACUGCUGAAAGCGGGUGAGGAGCCCGGACAUAUAGGCUACACAUCACCCAACACCAGCGGCCAAUGAGCGGCGAGCUCCGUUAUCUACAAAAGACCGGGAAUCCGGUGCCAGUAUGACCGGCGUCGGAGCGUUGAGGGCGGCUGUGGAGAGGAGAGGGAGGGCCUCGGGCGGAGAGCAGCGUUUCAAGGACGAGGAAGGAGGAAUGUUACAGACACAUCAGUGAGGACGAGCCAGACUCCUGGAGCUCGGAGGGAGUGAAGCUGCUGGCGUCACUGGGGCCGGCUGGAGGAUUUCAUGUCUACAUGGGACUUGUUCCAAGGGCACCGAGGUAAGGGGGGCCACAUCGGCGGGGAGAGGGCGGAGGUGUGAGCCGUGUGUCGGCUCCACAAGAAUGAGCUGAGAGCCUCCUCACUUUAUCCUCCACUGACACUGACACUCACCUGAUCUAACAGGUGCUAUACUAAAGAGUGUUUUAACUGAGGGGGAGGGAGGUACAGGUCAUAACCACCCUGCCCUCACCCUCCUCCUCCGCCCUGAGCUGGGAUGGAUGGGGUGGCUGGAGGUGCGGGGACACCCGGCAGCGCCCCGGGGUCGGGGGGGGACAGCCUGCCCAGACGUAACGGAGGGGAGUCGAAGCGGCGCAGUAAGAGCAGCCUGCCCUCUCCGGGCUACCGGCUGUCGCAGGCCUCGCUGGAGGGGGAGAGGGUCUCCUUCGGGGCAGACAACACUUCCACAGGUGGACGCGGUCGUCGUCUCUCCAUCAUGAGCUCCUCCACCCGGGACGGCCUUCCCUUCCGCACCGCGGGCACACCAACCACCCCGGUGCCCCUGCCGCCUCCGCCGCGCUCAGUGGGCUUCGCCGCGUCCCGCGCCGCCCUCGCCUCCACCUCCUCCACCGGGACCGGAGUCAUGGUGGUGGCCACCGGGCAAGAGACCACCACCACCACGACCUGCAACACCACCGCAGCAGGGACCCCCGAGAUGAUGGGUCAGUCCGGACUGGGCAUGUUCGGCCUGGGCCUGGACGGAGAGGACUACAUGAACUCCAACCAGAACACCUUCAUCCAGAGGCAGUUUGGAGCCAUGCUCCAGCCCGGGGUCAACAAGUUCAGCCUGCGCAUGUUUGGAUCCCACAAGGCGGUGGCACUGGAGCAGGAGAGGCUGAAAUCAGCAGGGACAUGGAUCAUACACCCCUACAGUGACUUCAGAUUCUACUGGGACCUGUUAAUGUUAAUGUUGAUGAUGGGGAACCUGAUCGUCCUGCCGGUGGGCAUCACUUUCUUUAGAGACGAGAACACUGCCUCGUGGAUCAUCUUCAACGUGGUCUCCGACACCCUCUUCAUGGUCGACUUGGUUCUCAACUUUAGGACGGGCAUCGUCAAGGAAGACAGCACGGAAAUAUUGCUGGACCCCAGGGCCAUUCGCCAGAAAUACCUGAAGAGCUGGUUCCUCGUGGACUUUGUGUCGUCCAUCCCGGUGGACUACAUCUUCCUGAUGGUGGACAGUCUGGAGUCUGAGGUCUACAGGACAGCCAGGGCACUGCGCAUCGUUCGUUUCACCAAAAUCCUGAGCCUGCUUCGGCUGCUCCGCCUGUCCAGACUCAUCCGCUACAUCCACCAAUGGGAGGAGAUCUUCCAUAUGACCUAUGACCUUGCCAGUGCCAUGGUCAGGAUUGUGAACCUGAUCGGUAUGAUGCUGCUGCUGUGCCACUGGGACGGCUGUCUCCAGUUCCUGGUCCCCAUGCUGCAGGACUUCCCUCCUGACUGCUGGGUUUCCAAGAACCUGAUGGUGAACGACACAUGGGGCGUGCAGUACUCCUAUGCUCUUUUCAAAGCCAUGAGCCACAUGUUGUGCAUCGGUUACGGUGCACAGGCUCCAGAGGGGAUGACUGAUGUGUGGCUCACCAUGCUCAGUAUGAUCGUCGGCGCCACCUGCUACGCCAUGUUCAUAGGCCACGCCACCGCCCUCAUCCAGUCGCUGGACUCCUCGCGACGACAGUAUCAGGAGAAGUACAAGCAGGUGGAGCAGUACAUGUCAUUCCAUAAGCUUCCUGCAGAUGUUCGGCAGAAGAUCCAUGAGUACUACGAGCACCGCUUCCAGGGGAAAAUGUUUGAUGAGGAGAACAUCCUGGGAGAACUCAGCGAGCCACUCAAAGAGGAGAUUGUCAGCUUUAACUGCCGUAGCCUGGUGGCUAACAUGCCCCUGUUCGCCAACGCUGAUCCCAACUUUGUGACCGCCGUGCUGACCAAGCUCCGCUUUGAAGUGUUUCAGCCGUCGGACUUCAUCAUCCGCGAGGGCACAGUGGGACGGAAGAUGUACUUCAUCCAACACGGGCGAGUCAGUGUGCUGACCCGUGGCAACAAUGAAACCAAGCUGAGUGAUGGGUCGUACUUUGGAGAGAUCUGUUUGUUGACUCAUGGACGGAGGACAGCGAGCGUCCGGGCAGAUACGUACUGUCGUCUGUACUCUCUCAGCGUGGACAACUUUAACGAGGUGCUGGAGGAACAUCCAAUGAUGCGACGUGCCUUCGAAACUGUGGCUGUUGACCGUCUGGACCGUAUUGGCAGGAAGAACUCCAUGCUCCUGCGGAAGUCAUCCCAGGCUGGUUCACUGGGGGGCAGCAUGGGUCGUGGUGGAGGCCGAGGUGGAGGGGGUCCCGGAUCGGGGGGAGGGCUUGCAGCUUGCGGUCUGGGUUCCUGUGACAGCAUGCUGGUACAGCAGAUUGUCAAACAUGACAGCAUGCCGGCCAUGCAGGACGCCAUCGCCGCAGCUGCUGCAGGAAGAAGCGGAGUCAUGGGAGGAAGCGGCACAGUGUCUCCUCGGCCACGCCCAGUAAUCUGGGCGCCGCUGGUCCAUGCACCCCUGCAGACUGCAGCUGCCACCACUAAUGUAGCCAUCGCCCUCAUGCACCAACAGCAGCAACAGCAGCACCAGCUCCAUCAGUUGCAGCAGCAUGCACUCGGAGGAGCUUUCUUCCUGCCUUCCCCUCUUGUCUCCCCCUCUCCCUCCUCUUCGUUUCCCCUGUCACCGCCUCGUGCUCCUGUGUUGCAGCCCCUCCGCCCCUCUGUGAGCUCCCUCAUAGGGAUGAUGACGAUGGGAGGAAUGGGUGGUUUGUCCCCAAGAGGGGGAUUUCCUGCCUCCCCCUCAACCAUGGGCCCUCUUGGUGGGAUGACAUCACCACCUAUUGCCAAAACACCACCCACUCCAGCUUCUUCUGUCCCAACGUCUGUCCAACAAGGACGGACUCUUCAUUACAGCCUCCGUCUCCAGGCUGAUCAUCCUUCAAUGAUAGCUGGACCCCAAACAGGAGGAGGACCACCAACUCCACCCCUCCACAAGGUGCCGGCCACCAACCCAGCAGCUGCUCCUAGCGCCCCAGCAGAUGGCAACAGUUCUGUGACAGGUCAGCAGGGAGCGAAAGAAGCUCUGUUACGUCAUGGAGGAAACAGCUGCCAGGGUCUUCCGGCACUGGGCAGACUCACCCAGGAAGCCAGGCUGCUGUCCGCCUCGCAGCCCACCCUGCCUCACCGCUCGUGGGUUGGGGUGCAGCCACACCCACCUCUCCACCGGAAGGCCUCUGGUGGUAAUUUGUUGGCAGCUCCUUUCCUGGCAGGGCAGUUAGCCAGGGGAGGAAGUGCAGGCAUGCUGACCUCCAACGCUCCAGUACAGCUGGCAACAAACAUACCGUUUAAUGCACAAACACAAGCACAGGCUACAGGUCCCAUUCAGUCCAUUCUUCCACAGACUACCACUCCAAACACGGGCAAGUACGCACAAUCUUCACCUCACACUGCCUCUGUACCCGCCCCCACCACUGCACACAUGCCUUCUCCGGCUUCUAUGCCAUCUCCCUCCCCUCCGAAGCAAACCCCACUCUCCUCUGCCACCCCUUCACCUGCACCCACCCCUUCGUCUCCCACCCCCAUCCUCUCCCAAACAGCCCGCCCGAAACCAAUCCCGAUGCCCCCCUCUCGCUCCUCCUCUCCCCCUCCCUGCUCCACUCCGCCCUCAGCUGGAACAAGCCCGUUGUCGCUGUCCUCGACUCCUCGUCCCAAACUCCUCCCUACACCUCCCCCCCGCUCCUCCUCUCCUUCCCCCUCCUCUACGCCGCCUCCAUCCUCUGUCUCCACCCCUGUUUCACUACCUCACCCUUUUGGGCCCAAAUUAUCACUUACCUCCUCUCCCCCUCCCUCCUCCUUAGUCGCCUCCUCUCCGCCGCCUCCCCAGAACCCCAGAGCCAAGACAUCCAACACACCUCCUUCUGCUUCUCUGUUGUCUGGCCUCAGCCCUGCCCCAACCCCAAUCCCGUCUCCAAUCCCAACCCCCACUCAGAGUACCCACUCCCGCUCCUCUAUCACAUCCCAAACUCCAACGCAAACCAUCACACCGGUCACUCCGACCCAGACCUUUACCCCUACACCCUCUCCAACCCUUGCUACAUCAGUGCCCUCCCUGAGUAAAGGGAGUCCAAACACUUGUCUCCAGACCUCCGUCUCCAGCUCAGUUAGGUGCCCCACUUCGAGCCAGAUCCCAAAACAGGCCAAAACAGGCCAAACUCCAGCUCCUGCCUCAACACCUGCUUGCACCACUUCUACUAAAGUAACAUUCUCAGUUCAUCCUGUAAAGCAAACCCCUCCUGUCCUCUCCUCAAGCCCGAGCUCAGGCUCUGCUUGCUCCACAACCACAUCGACAACCUCAUCCUCUGCAACUUUACGCCCAAACCCCAGCUCCAUUUACCCCUCCUCUCUGACAACCACCUCUCCAAAUGUCCCACCUGCCUCGUCUUAUACCCCAAAACAAAUACCAACCAGCUCAGCUGCCACUGCCCACUCCUCAGAACUCAACACGCCCUUUACCCCCGCUCAGACCUCUCGGGCAUCUACCACUUCACCCACCCAAUCAGCAAAUGCAGCCACCACUGCCAACACCACCUCCCCUAAAGGUGGGAAAAAUGACUCUCAACUAGAACUCACCAGAAAAGACUCAGAGGGACUCAGACACAAACUGCCCCCCAACGUGUAAGAAAGAAAGAUGGUGGACUUUAAAUGAUGUGGCCAGUCAAACUUUGGGUAUACAGAGUUGUGUCAGAGUUGACAUCACAAUGAUCUCCCAUGGACAUCUUGUAUGCAUUCACUCUAGGGUGUGAUUGUGUUAGAACAUCAGGUGUUUAUGUGACACUCAGCCAAGCCAUCGAUGGAGGAGAAAGACUUAAUGCGGUGCACUGACGGGUACGGGCUGAGGUAUAGUUUGAAAAAAAACAAAACACAUACAAAUGUACACAUACAUAUCCGUGUUAGUGAAUGUUGGAGCAGGCAGGGGAGCUGAAGUGGAAAUAUCGCAGCAUACACAGUAAAACAGAGUGCAAGCAAUAGCUGAUGUGAAAACAAUGAUAACAGCAAUAUAUGAGAAACAUUUGCGACUCGAAUAAUGAAACAGGAAAUGACACUGACAAUAAUAAAAAACGAGAGAACGGCUCUCUGCUGUGAGGAAGAAUGUGUAUUGUGAUCUCAAGACGCAGGCAAUAGAGCAGGCACUUCCUGAUUUCCAGCUCCCUCUUGCCUCCCAUUCUUCACCAAAGUGUAAUAUUUUCUCAUCAGAAUAAUAAUAAUUAUUAUUACAAGGAUAUAGCAUUUUAAAAGAAUCGCUGCAAAGUCAAUGCUCAUGAGUUUGAGUAAUUAGGAGCCGUCCACUGGUAGUUUUGUUGUCCCAGGUGUGUGGUGUUUAGUUUUAUGACGAAACUUUUAACCCUACAUGUUCACUCUGACCACUUGUGAUUCGUGUUUUUUUGUGUGUGUGUGUGACACACGAUACUGCUCUGCUGUGCACUGUGAUUCACUGGAUUUAGUUCCACCCGUCUGCCUGUACUGUAAAUACGUGCCUCUCUGUGGGUCUGUUGUAUACUCCUUCAUUUCUCUGCCUCUUUGUCGCUCACCUCUCAUCCUUCUCGCCGCCUUUCAUCAGAUUUCACAGCUCCGGUCGCUAAGGCUUUCUUUGACGCUCACAGACUCUCUCUCUCCCUCUCACUCGGCUUGCCCGACACUUGGCUCUCCGCUGCCAUCAGCCUCAUGCUCAAUUGGCGGCCUCCUCCUUCUGUCGCCAGUUUCAGUGCCAUUUCCAGUGAUGUUUGAUGUUUUGUGUGGGUAGCAACAAGGCAUUUCUCUCUUAAUCCCUGAUACCAUGUUGCCUAGACUAUAUAUUAAGGACCAAAUGUUUUAUUUUUUAUUUAUCACAGCUUUAGCUUUUGAACAGGAAAAAAAUAGCUAAUAAUGCUGACUUUGAUGAUGAUGAUGAUGAUGAUGAUGAUGAUGAUAUCCCUAACAACCAUGAUGGUGAUGUUGAUGAAGAUGGUGUAUAUCUGGAUGUAAGAAUAAAGUGGAUUUAGAUAU